Aedes albopictus (Asian tiger mosquito) is the source of this 4155-nucleotide messenger RNA. It is a transcript of the gene Prp39, whose product is annotated as pre-mRNA-processing factor 39. Gene Ontology annotation, molecular function: pre-mRNA 5'-splice site binding; protein binding. The record is from RefSeq and is a predicted model, not a curated record. The transcript has 8 exons. Lineage: Eukaryota; Metazoa; Arthropoda; Insecta; Diptera; Culicidae. Gene Ontology annotation, cellular component: U2-type prespliceosome; U1 snRNP; commitment complex. Bases 46 to 3702 code for a protein of 1218 amino acids. Gene Ontology annotation, biological process: mRNA 5'-splice site recognition; RNA processing.
CCGAUUCAGCGCAGAACAGACAGACAGACACCAGACGAAAAAAAGAUGGCUAGUGUAAGUGAUGAAGACGUUCCCGUUCCGGAAGAAACAGGUCGUAGAAGUACCCGUUCCAAACGAGGUAAAACUCCUCAACCGGUGGCUCCAACACCGACGCGGUCAUCUCGACGGAACAAGAAACAGCCGGAACCGGAGGAAGUGCCGGAAGAGAAACCCGUCGUCGUGGAAGAGCCCGUUGUGGACUCGGACGAACCGGACACCAAACAGGUCAUGGAACAGCUGCAGGAUCUGAUUGUCCCGGUGCUGGAGGGGCAGAACAAGGCAACCGAUGAGAACAGCUCGACCAAUCUCUUCGAGGAGUUCCAAGUGGACACGAAAUCGUCUUCGGACAAAGAGGACCCCGGUGGCGCGCCGGAAGAAAGUGUCUUCAUUGCCAACUUGGCUGCGGAGGAAAAUGCUAACAGCCUUCCGUCGGUGGUUGAUGAAAACUCAGCCUCCCGGCCGGCUGCUGUCUCGUCCGCUGAUGAGGAUGUCGUACUGAGCGUGCCGGAAGAGGUCCCAGAGGCACCGGAACCCCCUUCGCUAGACGUAAACGGUGACAACGUCGACGAGGUGACCGGAAGCAGCGAUCAUGCUCUGGCCGAUAACGUUGCCAAUGGUCUCUGCGAAGAGGACGAUUCCAAGAACACCGAUCUGGAUGCGGAAAUGGUCUCGGAGGAUGAACUCCCACAGCCAGUCCAACCUCAGGUUCAUGACGCAGAGGAAGUCUCAGACGACGAACUGCCGGGACCCAAUCGGGCCGAACUGCCCCCAGACGCGGAAGUUGUGUCCGAAGACGAGCUGCCAAAAUCAGAAGUAGAGCUCCCAACCGGCACGGACAACGUUUCCGACGAAGAACUGCCAGCUCCCGAAGAGGCAGCGCUACCUGAAGAUGCCGACAACGUUUCCGAUGAGGAAUUACCAGCACCCGCAAAAGCAGAACUCCCAGAAGACGCCGACAAUGUCUCAGACGAAGAGCUCCCAGCACCCAAAAAGGCAGAAAUUCCAGCAGACGCCGAUAAUGUAUCAGACGAAGAAUUACCCGCGCCCAAGACGGCCGAGCUCCCGGUAGACGCCGACGUCGUUUCGGACGAAGAACUGCCCGCCCCAGAGCCAGCAGAACUCCCCGAAGACACCGAAAACGUUUCUGACUCAGAACUCCCCAACCCGAAGAAAGCCGAACUGCCAGCCGAUACGGAUAACGUGUCGGACGAUGAGCUGCCGGAGGCGAAAAAGGCCGAUCUACCGGCCGACACGGAUAACGUAUCCGACGAGGAGCUGCCCGAUUCGGCCAAGGAGAAGCGAAAGGCGUCCGGUGGGGCAGAGAGCGAGGAGGUUCCUAGCAAGAAAAAAGAUACUGAUAGCAAGGGAGCAAGCGAGAAAUCGUCCAAGACGGACGGUAAGGAGAAAAAGGAAUCGGCCAAGCGAAAGCUGGAAAAGGACGACGAGAAGGCGGACAAGUCCGCCGAGGCCCCGGAGAAGAAGACCAAAGUGGACGCUCCAGUCGAGCCCGAGAAGAAGAAACUGCCAGAUCUGGACAAAUACUGGAAGGCAGUCAAUGAUGAUUCCACCGAUUUCACUGCCUGGACCUAUCUCCUUCAAUAUGUUGAUCAAGAGAAUGACAUCGAAGCGGCCCGCGAGGCGUACGACGCCUUCCUGGCCCACUACCCGUACUGCUACGGCUACUGGCGCAAGUACGCCGACUACGAGAAGCGCAAGGGCAGCAAGCGCAAGUGCGAGGAGGUGUUCGAACGAGGUUUGAAGGCGAUCCCGCUGUCGGUGGAUCUUUGGAUCCACUACCUGUCGCACGUCAAGGCCAACCACGCGGAUGACGAGACGAUGAUUCGAUCGCAGUUCGAACGGGCACUGACCGCCUGCGGGUUGGAAUUCCGUUCGGACAAGCUGUGGGAGGCCAACAUCAAGUGGGAGAACGAAGGCAAACGCAUCGACCGCGUGGUGGCGCUUUACGAUCGGCUACUGGCCACGCCCACCCAGGGUUAUGCAAACCACUUUGAUCAUUUCAAAGACGUGGCCAACAACAAUCCGGUCCAUACGCUGGUCAGCAAAGAGGAGUUCCUGGAGCUGCGUGAGUACGUGCGCGAGUCCGCCAAAAAACGCAAAGAGGAAAAAGACAAGAAACGUGCCGGGUCGCACGACAAAGGCAAAGAGAAAGAAAAAGACAAACACGAUGACCACCACAAGUCAUCCAAGUCGGACUCCAAGUCCAAGGACAAAUCGGACAAACGUGACAAAAGUCAGGAACCGGAUGCGAAGGAAUCCAAAGAGGAGAAGGACAAGGUCGAACCGAUGGAAACGACGGAGGAGGUGAAGGAGAAACCUGCUGGCGAAGAGGUGAAAGAAGACGAAAAAGAGAACAAGGAACCGGCGGAGGAGGAGAAACCCGAAGAGAAAAUGGAAGUCGAACCGGAGGAGGAAAAGGAAGCAGAUGAUCACGUCAACAGUCCGGAGGAAGCCGAUGCCAUCAAGGAUAAGAUCAUUUCGCGGCGCAAAAAGAUCCACAAGGCGACCGUUGCUGCCGUUACGGCUCGAUGGACCUACGAGGAAGGCAUCAAACGGCCGUAUUUCCACGUGAAGCCACUGGAACGCUGCCAGCUGAAGAACUGGAAGGAGUAUCUGGACUUUGAGAUCGAGCAAGGCGACGAGAAACGUAUCUUGGUCCUGUUCGAGCGUUGCUUGAUUGCCUGCGCGUUAUACGACGACUUCUGGCUCAAAUUGAUCCGCUAUUUGGAUUCCCGGUCCGACGAACCGGAAGUGGUCCCUCGCAUCAGAGACGCAUACGAACGGGCUUGCACUAUUCAUCAUCCGGAUAAACCGAAUCUGCACUUGAUGUGGUCGGCUUUCGAGGAGACCCAGAACAACGUCAACAAGGCGGCCGAUAUCCUCGCCAAUCUGGACAAGGUCAAUCCGAAUCUGAUUCAGGUAGCCUACCGGCGGAUAAAUUUGGAGCGCCGUCGGGGCGAUUUGGAAAAGUGCGCACAGCUGUACCAGACCUACCUGACGACGGCGAAGAACAAGAGCAUCGCCGGCAGCAUCGUCAUCAAGUACGCCCGGUUCCUCAACAAGGUCAAGAAGGAUCACGAUCAGGCCCAUGUGGUGCUGAAGAACUACCUGGAGAAGGAUCCCUGCAAUACGCGGGUGGCCCUGCAGUUGAUCGAUCUGUCGCUACAGAGGGAAACCGUCGACGAGAAGGAGGUGGUGGAGAUCAUGGAUCGUUUCAUGGCCCGCGAUGGGCUGGAACUGGAACAGAAGGUGUUGUUUGCUCAGCGGAAGGUGGAAUUCCUGGAAGACUUUGGCAGCACGGCCAAGGGGCUGCAGGAAGCGCAGAAGGAACUGCAGGUGAUCAUGGCGAAGGCGAGCGAGACCAAGAAGAAGAGAGAACAAUCACCACCGAAGAAACCAUCGAAGGAAAGUUCCUCGAGCAGUGCCGCCCUCACGGCGGCCACUUCGGCUAGCUACGCUUCCGCCAGCAGUGGUUACGGCGGUUACAGUGCCAGCGCCAAUCCGUCGUACUAUGGGGCCGCCUCGAGCCAGUACCCGUACGGGGAUAGCGCGUCGUCGUACGGCUACAGCACCUGGAAUCAACAAUAUUCGCAGUCCGGCUACGGUGGGUACAGUCAGUGGAGCGGUUACGGAGGUUACUACUAGAGGAGGCGAAGCAGGAGAUUCAGGGAAUUCCGCUAGGGUUUUACACACUUAUAAACUAUAUGACUUUUUUGUUUUAUAGUGUAGCAGGUUAGGAUCGAUUAGCACACCUUUCUUUUUGUAUACCUGGUAAUCUUACUUGGACGACGGUUCAUGGCACACUAUGGUGAUGUGCCAGAGGAGGCUGUACAAUGUUCAUUUCUCCCCAAACACAGAUUAUAUAAUGCAUAUUAACAGAAAAGACGAUAGAUUUUGCGCGAUUUUUUGGUGACAGCACCGAAAUUGAGUGGAGUUCUGCUUUCAAGCACACGCAAAUGCGCAGAAAUAAAACAACGGUUUUAGUUCUUUUGAAAUUUACAAUUUUUGUUCCACAUAUUUCUCAGAUACAUGCGAUAUGCAUACACAAACUGGAUCUUCAAAGAUGGAAAUAAAGCUAACGGUUAUAUCGUGAAUAGA